CACAUUCGUCAUUUCUCUCUCUUCUUCUUCUUCUUCUUCAAAGCCGAAGGAAGAAGCCAAGCCAGCGUUGAGAUGGGAACUCCAGAAACAUCUCGGGAGCCGUGCCCGGACAGAAUCCUCGACGACGUGGGCGGAGCCUUCGGGAUGGGGGCCGUCGGAGGGGCGGCCUUCCACUUCAUCAAAGGCAUCUACAACUCCCCCAAGGGCGCGCGUCUCGUCGGAGGCUCCCAGGCCGUCCGCAUGAACGCCCCCCGCGUCGGCGGAAGCUUCGCCGUCUGGGGCGGACUCUUCUCCACCUUCGACUGCACCAUGGUCUACCUCCGCCAGAAAGAGGACCCCUGGAACUCCAUCAUCGCCGGCGCGGCCACCGGAGGCUUCCUCCAGAUGCGGCAGGGCCUCGGCGCCACCGCGAGGUCCGCCGCCAUGGGAGGGGUUCUGUUGGCCCUGAUCGAAGGCGCCGGGAUCAUGCUCAACAAAAUCAUGAGCGAGCAGCAACAGCAGCAGCAGAUGGUGAUGGAGGAUCCUGGUGCUGCUCUGCCUGGGAUGCCGCAGAUGGGCGGGCCUCCCGGCUCGGAAGAAACCUCCUCCGUUGGGUCGUGGUUGGGAGGGUGGUUUGGGAAAGCCAAAGAGCCUGAGCCGGCCAGCAGCGGAAGCGAGACGAAGGUCCUCGAGAGUUUUGAUGCGCCUCCAGUGCCCUCUUUCGAGUUCAAGUGAUUCUUAUUCAUUCAUGUGGUAAGGAAAGGAGGGUUUUUGAUUAGAAAAGCUAAGUAGUUGUAUUUAUUGGACUCAGGGAUUUGGGUCAAGUUGGGAAACUAGAGGUUUUUAUUGCUAAUUUUGCUUUGAACCAGAUGUUUUGUAUGUGUUCUAUCUUUAUUUAUCUUUUAAAUAAUCAUACUGUAUUUUUUACAA
Molecule: messenger RNA, 909 nt
Organism: Rosa rugosa (rugosa rose)
Lineage: Eukaryota; Viridiplantae; Streptophyta; Magnoliopsida; Rosales; Rosaceae
Product: mitochondrial import inner membrane translocase subunit TIM17-2
Exons: 1
Coding region: 73-714 (213 amino acids)
Biological process (GO): protein import into mitochondrial matrix
Cellular component (GO): TIM23 mitochondrial import inner membrane translocase complex; mitochondrial inner membrane
Molecular function (GO): transmembrane protein transporter activity
Source: RefSeq, a predicted model, not a curated record